This is a messenger RNA of Bemisia tabaci, 2220 nucleotides long. NCBI's taxonomy places the organism in Eukaryota, Metazoa, Arthropoda, Insecta, Hemiptera, Aleyrodidae. The record is from RefSeq and is a predicted model, not a curated record.
UUGGUGCCUGUGGUGAAUCAACUACUCAUGAACAGUGCAUGCCAACGUAAAGAAACUUUCAAAACCCAGCGAUGCAUAAACGAGAUGAAUAUGUAUUUUACAGGAACUGGGAAUGAUCUGAAAUGGCUCCUUUAGAUUGGCAGCUGCAAUGUUUUUUAUCUCUGGUCACCUUUGCAUUCUCUCUAUACAACAGCUUAGCUCCAAAGAAUCGCAUACCUGCUUUGACAGAUGCCCCUCAGGUGCAGCCCGAGUAUGAUUUCGUAGUUAUCGGGGGCGGCUCUGCCGGGGCGGUUAUGGCGAACCGGUUGUCAGAAUUGGAGGAUGCGACAGUGCUGCUCCUGGAGGCGGGUGGCCAGGAGACGGACCUCUCCAGGGUCCCCCUGCUGGCGUCUUGGAAUCAAGCAACGGAGCUCGACUGGAGGUACAGAACAAAACCAGCCGAUAAAAAACGCCGCUAUUGCUUGGCAAUGACCAACACGAGCUGCACUUGGCCGCGGGGAAAGGUCGUUGGUGGUUCGAGCGUGCUCAACUACAUGCUGUACGUCCGUGGGAAUCGGAAAGAUUACGACCUCUGGGAGCAAAUGGGGAAUCCCGGAUGGAGUUACAAGGAAAUUCUCAAGUACUUCCUUAAAUCCGAGGACAACUCCAACGAAGACCUCCUCAAAACUCCCUACCACGCCUCCGGCGGAUUGCUCAGCGUCCAAGACGUCCCUUGGACGACACCCCUGGCGAAGGUCUUCCUCAAAGCCGGCAAGUUCCUCGGCUACAAAACCCGCGACAUCAACGGAGAACUACAAGAGGGCUUCACGAUCACCCAAGGCACAACUCGCUCCGGGUCGAGAUGCAGCACUUCCAGAGCGUUCGCGGUAACUGCUCAAACGCGGCAGAAUCUGGACAUCUCGAUGCACAGCCUCGUCUCGAGGAUAGGUUUCACGAACAAGAAACACCCCAAAGCCACGAAGGUGCAUUUCCUAAAAAAUGGCAAGAAGUACACUGUGAAAGUUAAAAAAGAGGUGAUCCUGUCCGGAGGCACCAUCAACUCCCCCCAAGCCCUCAUGCUGUCAGGAAUAGGACCGAGAGAUCAUUUGCGCUCACUCGGCAUAAAAGUAGUCAGGAACCUUCCUGUUGGCUUCGACUUACAGGACCAUCUCAGCGUUGGCUCGAUGUUCUUCCGCGUGGACAAAAACCAUACGAUCCCUUCUUCCAUGCCUCUCACCCCAGAGGCCAUUUCACAGUACCUGACGGCAGGGACGGGACCGAUGACGUCGUUAGGGACCUGCGAGGGCAUGGCAUUUAUUUAUUCAAAAUACGUCAACAGGUCCAACUCCUGGCCGGACCUCCAGCUGCAAUUCAGCGCGGACAGCAUACACUCGUUCCCCAAAGAGAUGGCCGCGCAACUUUGGAACCUCCGCGCCGACCUCUUCGACGGAACGCAGUACGAGGAGGUCACCGAUGACUUGUUUAUGAUUUUCCCAAUCCUCCUGAGGCCCAAAAGCAGAGGGCGAAUCACCCUCCGGAGCAAGGACCCGUUCGUGCAUCCAAUCAUCGAGCCCAACUACCUCGCCGAGCCGGAGGACGUUGCUGUUCUCGUGGACGGAAUGAAGAAAUCCCUACAGCUGGUCAACACACCGCCUUUCAGGCAGCUCAACGCACGGCCCGUGGCGAUUCCGUUCCCGGGAUGCGAACGGCACAAGCUGUUCUCGGACGAGUAUCUGGAAUGCUGCAUCCGGCACUUCACGUGGACGUUUUACCACCCGACGUCGACUUGCUCGAUGGGCAAGGUGGUCGAUCAUCGGCUCAAAGUCAUCGGGGUCGAGGGGUUGAGGGUCGUCGAUGCGAGUGUCAUGCCGACCGUCGUCAGCGGGAACACCAACGCGCCGACUAUAAUGAUCGCAGAGAAGGGGGCAGAUAUGGUUAAAGAAGACUGGGGCUACUCUAUCUUGGAGAGUGGGGUUCAUUGAUCAGUCAAACGUGGGUACUGGUGGCAAGUUUUACUUCGAGGUUAGAAAUUAGAUUUUACACCUUACCAGAGUGUGAACAAUUGGUCGCUUCCCGGACAACGAAACGUAACUCCACUCCUAAGCUGCAAAAUUGACUCAAACAAUUCAAUUGUUUACAAGGAUGCAAAACUGCAUCAUUUUUGUUGAUAAUGUGUUCGAUUUUUGUAUUAAAGCAGAAAAAACAUCAGAGAAGUGUUCAAUUAAAAAUUCCUAAGUCUAA